Molecule: messenger RNA, 1308 nt
Organism: Larimichthys crocea (large yellow croaker)
Lineage: Eukaryota; Metazoa; Chordata; Actinopteri; Sciaenidae
Product: PAK4-inhibitor inka2
Exons: 3
Coding region: 182-1180 (332 amino acids)
Cellular component (GO): nucleus
Molecular function (GO): protein kinase binding; protein serine/threonine kinase inhibitor activity
Source: RefSeq, a predicted model, not a curated record
AAAAGGAGGCGAGCAGCGCUGAGCGCUUCACUCGGCACAUCUGCCUCUGUUCAAGCGGACUGGAUCCAUACCGGUGACACUGUAGCACCGAACUGAACUGAACCGGGACAUUUUAACUCUUAAUGAGACACUUUAUUGAUUUUGGACACAUUACCACAUUACAAGAUCUUGAGUUUUGCAGAUGAGAGGAAAAGACAUGCUCUGCCUACGUGACUCAAGCGAUUGCUUGCGGGAGCAGAUGCAGUAUAUGAUGAGGUCACUGCAAGACCUAAAACAACUGAGAAAAACCUGCCCUGCAGCCAGACGCCCCCUCGCUCCCAUCAGUACCCAACUCCCAGCUUUAGUGCGGCACUCCGCGGUGGCACGUGCUUGUCAGCAGCGAGCAUUGCAAAGAGAACAACGCACACGGCUGCGGAUGUCCGAUGCCAGCACGGCCAGCACCUACGACUCCGCCUGCUGCCUGGCGAGUCCUCUGGAGGAGGAUGAGGACGAUGACAGCCGGCUGAGCCUCAGGUUGGGCCUAGGCUCUCCCAGCAGUCAGAAAAGUUUGGAGUUUGAUUCAGGCUACUCUGAAGCAUCGUGGCAAGAUGAAGGGGUGGUUCUCAGGAGGACGAGGAACGUGCGGGUGUCCUCGUCAGCCUGCCUCCGCACAAACAGAGCCCCAAGUGGACGUAUUCGACCCAAAUCCACAUCUGACGCCUGUCUGGAGAGGUGGACAUCGUUUGCGGUCAACGACCCAGAGGACUGGACAAACUCUUUACUGACCAGAGGACGCAACCGCCAGCCUCUGGUUCUCGGUGAUAACAGCUUUGCAGACCUCAUACAGAACUGGAUGGACUUGCCAGAUUGUCCUGAGCCCGCUGAGCUGAAACCAAAUUCAAGACAGAGAAUGGGAAGAGGUUUCUUUGUCAACAUGAGGAGGAAAUUGGCUGGGUUUUCUAAGAGCGUAGAGGACAGAGUGAGAAUGAGAUCCACAGACUCCGCUCGUGUUAACAGAGCGACAAAUGCUCCAAAACGUCUGUCCUGUCCAGUUGUGGCAUCACAAGCCAAAGCCCCUUUUUUCCACCAGUCUCACACAGGCAUUAAUGAACUUGACACAGAUUUUUAUCACUUUGCGGCCCUCAUGAAAUCAGGCAGCCGGCAGCCAAUAAUCUGCAAAGAUAUCAUUGGCUACAUCUGACUUUUCAUGCAAACCCAUGUACAGACUGGACAAUCAAAGUCACUUUAUUUUUAUAUGACUGUUUUUUUUUUCACUUUUUAUAUGCUGUGACUAAGCUAAAGGAAAUAAAGAUGUUCUCAUAAUUUAAA